This is a messenger RNA of Notolabrus celidotus (New Zealand spotty), 2106 nucleotides long. RefSeq names its product tRNA methyltransferase 6 (gene trmt6). The record is from RefSeq and is a predicted model, not a curated record. Lineage: Eukaryota; Metazoa; Chordata; Actinopteri; Labriformes; Labridae. Gene Ontology annotation, cellular component: nucleus; tRNA (m1A) methyltransferase complex. Gene Ontology annotation, biological process: tRNA methylation. The transcript has 12 exons. The coding region runs from base 209 to 1627 and encodes 472 amino acids.
CGUUUAAUCUGUCCUGAGAAGAAGUGAGGAGCUAGGGAAAUGCAAGCUAACACGUGGGAGUAGUUAUUUACCGUGUUUAGCUCUCUCUUCAGGGUGGUGUAGUGCCUUUUACAAAGCUGUGCCUUGUCAACGCCGACACUGUACACUUCGCUUGGGUUGACAGUGAGCUUCUCUGCUGUCCGGUGAGCUUUAUUCAUCUGCUGUUAUUAUGGCGGAAAACAUAGAUGAUGACUCUGAUUACAGAAUCAAAGAGGGUGACUACGUUGUGUUGAAGCGAGGAGAUAUCUACAAAGCUGUGCAAAUUCAACCGAAGAAGAAGGUGAUCUUUGAGAAGCAGUGGUUCUUCUUGGAUAAAGCUGUGGGACACUUGUACAGAACCACGUUUGAAAUUGCAUCAGGCGCUCUUCAGCCACAAAAGUCAAAGGAGUCAGAGGGCUCUACUGAUGCAAAGGAGGUGGGCACAGACAACAGAAACAUUGUAGAUGAUGGAAAAUCCCAGAAACUGACCAGAGAUGACAUUGAGGCGCUAAAAGAGCAAGGUCUGAAGGGACAGGAAAUCAUCCAGCAGCUUAUAGAGAACAGCUCAACAUUCGGAGAUAAGACUAAAUAUGCCCAAGACAAGUACAUCAAGAAGAAAAAGAAGAAGUAUGAAAACACUGUGACCAUUCUAAAACCGUCCUGUCGCAUCCUGGCAAUGAUGUACCAUGGUCGGGAACCGGGGAAGAUCUGCCAUCUGCGGUAUGACACACUUGGCCAGAUGUUGACUCUGGGGAACAUCCACGCUGGUAGUAAAGUUUUGGUGUUUGAAACGUGUGCUGGUCUCGUGCUUGGCGCCGUCAUGGAAAGAAUGGGAGGCUAUGGCUCAGUGAUCCAAAUGUACCCAGGAGGGGAGCCUGUCCGUGCUGGUGUGGAGAGUUUUGGCUUCCCUACACAUUUUCAUGAUACGCUGCAUGAUUUUCCCAUCUGCCGUGUCAACGCUCUGCUGGCAGGCACUCUGGACACCUCUGCCAAGGAUCCCAGGGCUGCUGGAGAUUUAAAGCCGCCUGUCAUAGCUGCAGAAAAGGAGAAAAGCCAGCCUGAAGUAGAGCAGCAGAGCAAUCCAGAAGAACAGAGCAUGGAGACGAACAGUGCCACUGAUGGAGUCCGUGACCAGGAGACAGAAGAAAGAGAGAAACGCAGAGAAGCCAGAGCUCAGGAAAAAAAGGUAAAGCUGGAGGAGAAACGGAAGAAGCUGGCUGCUGCUGCUGCUCUGUUGGAAGACAAGAACGCAGACGGGUUGGUUAUAGCGAGCCGCUUUCAUCCGUGUCCAGUCCUAAUGGGGCUGCUCAGAUUCCUCGCCCCAUCCAGACCCUUUGUAGUCUACUCCCAAUACAAAGAGCCUCUGAUUGAGUGCUUCACAAAACUCAAAGAACAAGGCGGUGCGGUCGACAUCAGGCUCACAGACACUUGGGUCAGACAUUAUCAGGUGUUGCCUAACAGGACACAUCCUCUGCUGCUGAUGAGCGGGGGUGGGGGCUACCUCCUCUCAGGAACAACAGUUGCCGUGGACCGCUCCAAACCUGCAGGCUCCCGGCGAGCUGAGGAACCGGCGCCAAAGAGACAGAAACUUACGGACAGUGAAGGAUAAACAAAACACAAGCAAAGAAUCCUCAGAAGGCACAUUACCGACGACCUACAGGGAAUUUCCUCCAGCAUCGACUCCUCUGAUUUGACAGAUCUGACCUGACACAUCUGGAAUAAACCAGGCAUAGUGUCUGUUUUGCAUUCAUCAGCACACUUUCCCCCGGCUCGUGUAUCCAGAUCAGUGCAGUCUUAAAGUAAUGCUGAGGAGUUAACUGUAAGUCAGUGCAGGCCGUAUGAGCACAGUGUGUGUUGUGUAAUGACAAGCAGAAAUAACGUUAUGUGUUGACAGUAUGUGGCAGGUUUGUGUUUUAUGCCUUAACAAUACGUGUAAGAGCUUUCUUUUCUUGGUUAAAUGCUCCCCAGCUGCUAGGUUAUGACUUUUUUUACUUUGUUAUCCCUGCAGUCAGUGCCAUUUGUUGUAUUAGCUUCACUGUGGGCUACAUCUGUAUCUGCUCAGGAUUAAAAAAGCAGAAGAAGAAGAAA